Molecule: messenger RNA, 2472 nt
Organism: Plasmodium falciparum 3D7
Lineage: Eukaryota; Apicomplexa; Aconoidasida; Haemosporida; Plasmodiidae
Exons: 1
Coding region: 1-2472 (823 amino acids)
Source: RefSeq, a predicted model, not a curated record
AUGAACUCCUCAAAAUAUAGAAAUUAUAUAUAUGGGGAAGAAAAAUAUCCUCAAUAUAUGAAUAAAAAAAUAUAUGUGAAUGCACCGUUAGAUUCUUAUCAUCACAUAUAUAAUAAUAAAUAUAAUAACACAAGACAUGGAGUAAUACAUAAUAGAAAUAUUGACUAUGAUAACAUACUUAUGUCAAAUAAUGGAAUUUGUUUUCCUAAUCAUUAUAAUAUGAAUGUUAUUAAGAAGAAUAAUAUAGAAUAUAAAAAUAAUUUAACAUCUGAAAAGAAGCGAUAUAAUAAUAGGAACAAGAGUUAUAAUAAUAUACGUGAGAUGUAUCUUUAUCCUUCAAGAAUAGAAAAAUGUCGUAAAGAUAAUUUAAAUCAUAUUUGUCGUGACAAAAAAAAAAAUAGAUAUACUUUUCACAUUGGUAAUAAUAAAAAUAAUUUUGAAUUAGGUUCUAAUUAUAAAGGAAUACAUAAUAAUCAUCCUAGAUUUGCGCAAAAAAAUAUGGAUGAAAAUAACAAAGAUACUAAAUGUAUAUCAAUAAAAACUGUCAUAAAUAAACCUAAUGUAACCAAAAUACCAUGCAUUAACUAUGAUACUAAAAAUUAUAAUAUUAAAUUAGGUUGGUGGAACUUUGGAAAACCAUUAAAAAUAUUUUCUAAUAUUGAAAAGUAUAAACAAAAUAUAAAAGAAAAAUAUUAUGAAAAUAGAAAAUUCUGUAAAAAUAUAUCAUCAACAAAUUCAUUAAAUAAAUAUUCCAAUAAAUUCUUAUGUAAUGAAUAUUUUUAUAUUCCAAUCACAAAUACAAAUUAUUUUAAAAAUAAAUCUUUGCUAAACAAAAAUUGUAAGAGCUAUCCUGUAAGUGAUUUUCAUAAGGUAAAUUUGAGACCAAUAACAGGAUUUAUACAAUCAUAUAAAAAAGAAAAAGAAAAGAAAAAAAAUCUACAACAAGCCAUUAUAAAAAUAUCCAAAGUUCCAUAUGUUAUUAAUGAUUAUAAAAAAAAAAUGUAUCAACAUAAACAUAUGGAAAAUAUAAAAGAAUUAAAUAAAAAACAAAUGAAAUUUGAUAUGACAAAAAAUAUAUAUGAUAAUCCUAAUUUAGAUAAUACAUGUGGUUUUAUGGCUACAAUUUCAAGUAAAUAUAAUGAAGAAAAUAACUCAAAAGGAGUUAUCAUUACAUGUCAACAAAAUAACAUAAAAAAAAAAAAAAAGUAUUAUAUGAAUCAUAAAAAAAAGGAUAAUACAAUAAAAGGUAACAAACACGUAAAUAUUAAAUUGAACAAUAAUACAUUUGACAAAUAUAAAGAAAAUGGACAUACAUCUCAUCUUAUUAGAGAUGUAAUAACAACAUAUAGAAAAAAAAAACAAAAAAAAAAAAAAAAAAAAUAUCAUUUGGGAAAUAAUACAUUCGAAAAAAAAAAAAAAAGUCAUUUGGGAUAUAAUACGUUCGAAAAAAAAAAAAAAAGUCAUUUGGGAAAUAAUACAUUCGAAAAAAAAAAUCAUAAGAAUACAAAUUUAGAUAAUGUCAAGAAAUAUAAAAUUUACUCAACCUACUCAGAAGAGUCAGGAAAAUAUCACAUUACAAGUGAAUCGAAAAUAUCAAAUGAGUCUUUAGAUAAUAUACAUAAAGAAGAACAAUUAUAUCAUACAUAUAAAAAACCAAAUAAUAAAUAUAUGAUUAAUGAACCGAUAAAAAGAUAUAGAAUGAAAAUUAAAACACAUAAAAAAAACCAAAGCAAUGAAGAAAAUGGAAAGUAUAAUGAAAAUAGAAAAUCCAGCUACGAAUCAUCCUAUUAUGAUAAAAAAUAUGUUAUGAAAUGUAAAGAAAUAAAAAACAAUCAAAAGAAUAAGUCAUAUAGUAUAUCAUCCUUAAGUAGUCAAGUCUCAUUAAACCAACAAACAAACAAAAAAAUAGAUCAUGUUAAAAAUAUUCAUCAUAAAAUAAAACCAACGAAUUGUCAUAAAUAUAAUAAAUAUCAUGAGUAUCAUAAAUAUAAUAAACAUGAUAAUACAUUAAAAACGUAUAGCAAUAUAAAUGAUCUCCAAAAAGUAAAGCGUCAUGCUGAACAUAAUAUAGAAAGUGAUCAUAAUUCAUAUACAAAUAGUUUAUAUCAAUCUAAUUAUUUAAAUAAAGAGGAUGUAUAUGAUCAUAAACAGAAUGAAUUACAUCAAAAAGUACCAUCCAGAAUUUACGAUGACAAUUAUAAUAUAGAUGACGAUUCAAAAUAUUUUUCGGACGAUAAAAUUUUAAAGGAUAAUCAUAGGUAUAAAUUUUAUUGCGAUGAAAAUUAUUCAUGUCAAAAGAAUCAUAAAUAUGAUUCUAAUAAAUUAAAAGGUUAUGGAUAUAAUUAUAAAAAUGUUGAAAAAAAUAGUCCAAAUUAUAAUUUUUAUCGAAAUAACAAAUUAAAAAAUAAUAAAAUACAUGAGAGUAAUUUGUUAGAAAAGGAAUAUGAUGAAUAUUUUCAUGAUAAAUAUUAA